Molecule: messenger RNA, 1461 nt
Organism: Daphnia pulicaria
Lineage: Eukaryota; Metazoa; Arthropoda; Branchiopoda; Diplostraca; Daphniidae
Exons: 1
Coding region: 1-1461 (486 amino acids)
Source: RefSeq, a predicted model, not a curated record
AUGGAAAAGGAGACUGGAACGGCCAGUCCCCAAACUCCGCCAAUAGGAGCGUCAUUCUCAGAUGCCCCAAUCGGAUCCAGCGGAGAAGCAGAUAGCAAAUGGUUUGAGAAGGAAGAACAAGUUGCUACUAAUUUCGACCUUUCCCUUUUUUGGAAAAUAGAAAACUUCGCGAACCUUGAAGGCGCUGAUGCAGUGGAGUCGGAGGAUCGCUUCGAUUUCUUUGACGAAAAAAUAACGAGAUGGCCAGAUGGAAGAUACUGUACACCGAUCCCUUGGACAACGGACAAGUGGAGACUUCAGAAAAAUCUCCCGUUGGCCACCGAAAGAGUGGAGAGUACAAUAACAAGAUUGAGAAAAAAUCCAGGAGAUUUGGUGAAUUACCACGCAGAAAUCCAAAAGCUCAUCGACAGCAAAUUCGUCGAGGAGGCGAACAUGGACUACGAAGAGCUUCACACCUAUCUCCCACAUCAUCCGAUCUUCAGAGGCGACAAAUCAACGACGAAAAUCAGACCCGUCUUUGAUGGAGCAGCAAAAACGAAAUUUGGAACAAGUCUGAACGACGUGUUGGAGACCGGACCAAAUCUCAAUCCCGAUCUCCUAUCAGUGCUGAUACGCUUCAGAAAGUACGAGAUUGCCUGGAUUGCCGACAUAGAAAAAGCUUUUCUAAACAUCGCCCUGCAGCCGGAAGAUGCUGAAGCAAUCAGGUUUUUAUGGCCCAGGGAUCCAGCAGUGGCUGGAUCGCCUCUUAUUGCCUACAAGUGGAAGAGAGUGCCCUUUGGCCUUAGUUCUAGCCUCUUUCUCCUACGUGUAACAAUUAACAAGCACUUUAAAUCACUGAAAUCUCGUUUUCCAGAAACAAUUCAGCAGCUGGAAGAAAAUUUGUACGUAGACGAUUACCUCGGCGGAGCAAUCAAUUUAUCGAUCGCCAAGAAAAGAGUCGACGAAACGGACGAGAUCUUUAGUGACUUCCAACUCAACAUGAGAAGCUGGGCAACCAACAACGAAGACCUCAAACAACACCUGAAGGAGAAAGGACUGUCGAAUCAAGUCGUAGGCCUACUCUCCCCAGCCUUGGACGGCCAACAGAAGGUGUUAGGAAUCCGGUGGGACACCGGAUCCGAUUCGUUCAAAUUCGACCCAGCAUCCAUCAUCCAAGCAGUAGAAGAAGUGGGAACGGAAAUCACCAAAAGAAAGAUACUCAGUAUUUCGGCAAGGAUUUUCGAUCCAAUUGGAUUUUUAUCUCCCACUGUACUUUUAUUGAAGAUUAUUUACCAGAGGCUCUGGGAAAAGGAGAUAGGUUGGGACCAAGCAGCCCCAGCCGAUAUCCAAAAAUCUUGGAAGACAGUGAUGACUGGUCUCGCCGAUUUCACCGAACUACAAAUUCCACGAUGGAUCGGACUAUCCGAAAAAGUCACUUCUCACGAAAUUCACGUCUUCGGAGACGCUUUUGAAGCAGCGUAA